CGGGGUGAACCCGAAUCCCGAGCGGAGGCGAGUCGACGAUCACCGGCGACCCAACACAGCAGCAGGUCCCCGGCCCGUGUCCUCGCCGGCGGCACACGCGGGAGUCGUAGGGAGGAGGAGGAGGAGGAGGGAGGAAAGGAAUGGCGCAACAUCGGACAGCCGAGCAACAGCCAUUGCGGCGACUGCUGCCCUGCCUGCUGCUGCUCCUGCUGCAAGCGGCGCGUUGCGUGCGCGCCAGCGCGGAGUACUGCCACGGGUGGCUGGACCCAAGCGGGACCUGGCACGACGGCUUCCCGUGCCCCGAACGAUUCGACACGGCCGAGGCGACCAUCUGCUGCGGCUCGUGCUCGCUGCGCUACUGCUGCACGGCGCCAGAGGCGAGGCUGGACCAGGGGCAGUGCCGGAACGACCGCACGGAGCCGCCGGGGGGACAGGGCAAGGAGGGCGACGCGCCACCCGGAGCCUCUGCGCUGCCCAUCUACGUGCCUUUCCUCAUCGUCGGAGCCAUCUUCGUGGCGUUCAUCCUCGUGGGCUCCCUCAUCGCCGUGUGCUGCUGCCGCUGCCUGCGCCCCAAGCGCCAGGCGGCGCAGAGCCGCCAGGCCGCCCAGUCUCGCCUCCUCGAGACGCUGCCCAUGAUACCCGGGGCAGCUCCGGGCUCCGUGGCCGGGGCGGCCGGCGGCGCCGGAGCUGGUUUUGCGCGAGCCCCCUCUCGCCAAUCCAGCAGCGCCACCAGUUCCACGUCCAACGGUGCCCCCAACGCGCCCGGGAUGACCGCCAACGCGCCCGCGGCGUCCUACAAGGCUCAAGGAGGCGGGCAGAUGCCCGGGCAGCAGCAUCAUCAGCUGAACUUCAAGAUGCCGGUAGGGUCAGGCAGAGCGCAAACCGGGGGACACAUCGCUCCUGGUGGUGCCGCGAUGAUGCUCAAGGCUCCUGCUCUGUGCGCCUCCUCUGCGCAAGUGGCCGGGCGAGCUGGCCCCGUGGACACGGUGAACACUUACUACAGCUACCCCUACGGGUACCCGUUCCACGCGGCGCACCAUCACCACCACCAGCAGCAGCAACAGCAGCAGCAGCAAUUUCAUCAUCACCAGCAGCAACAGCAGCAGCAAGCGGCAGCGGCCGCGGGAUUGUUCAUGCGGCCCCAGCAGUACGUGAUCUACUCGGUGCAGGGCGAGUACAGCCAGGCGCACGCGCAGGCGCAGGCACAAGCGCAGGCGCAAGCUCAGGCGCAAGCUCAGGCGCAGGCGUACGCCAUGCACGGGCACGCGCCGCACGGACACGCGCACUCCGCGAGCGAGGCCGGGGUGCGGCCCGCUCUGGGUGCUCCGGCGCCGGGCGACGCUGCGCGGGCAGCGACCCAGCAGCAGCAGCUCACGGCCACCGCGGCGUCGACCCAGGCUCCGGCGCCGGGGACCGUUCCCGCGGCCGGAGAAGCCGCGCAGGGCCCCGGGGGGACGGCCAACGGCCCCGCGUCAGAGGCCAAUGGCCUGGGUCAAGCGGCGGUGGCGGGCUCGGCGCCCCCACGGCACAGCGGAGCGCCGAGUCAGGAAGAGGGCAGCGUAGCCCCGGCUCACAUGUGCGUCUGAAGUGCGUCUGAAGCGCGCGCGGGCGCACGUCCCCACGGACGGUGCGGAUGGCGGUGGGAGUCGUGGGGGGAAGACGGAGAUUGACGACGCGGGUCUUCGACAGUCGCCGAGGUGAAGAGAAUGAACGCCCAACCGGACGAGGGACACGCCUCCCCAAGUGUGCUUCUGGCCCGCGAAGUGAACGCUGCCAGACACUCCACGCCCGAAACGUGUGAUUUGCGCGAGUCGCUUUUUCGUUUCAUCAUCAUCAGCAGCCAUGGGCAAUCCACUGCUGAAUUAUGGCAUCCCUACGUGGUCACCUCCUCUCACGAUCCUGAGAUGUAAUUAUAAUUAUAGUAAUCCAGCUAUAGUACCUGGCCGCACACGCGGUGAUUCCUCGGUCUCAUCAUCUCCCGGAGAGAUGCAGCUCUUAAUGUCAUGCCCGGUUUUUUUUUUUGCGCAUUAGCAUCACGGGUUCAGAAACGUGCCACGUGCACAGCAUCGGAACGAGGUGACGUGGCCCAUUGAUGACUCGUCGCGGGUGUGCGCGUGUUUAUUUUCUUUAUGCGUGCCUCAUCAGGUUCAAGUGAAUUCUCACCAUUUCAAAAGGUGUGCGCCCGCGCUCGGUCAAUGGCUUGGAUUCUGUCUGGAUUCUGUCUGGAUUUGUAUCUGUAGGAUCGUGUCGUUAAAUCCGGGUCCACGUCUCCAUCCGUGCUUCAUCGGUUCCACGGGGAAUUGAAGCGUAAGUUUACGUGGCACACCAAUUUCAUGAAUUCGGCAGUUUAGUGUUCUCCAAAAAUGUUAGAUUUCAGCAGCAACAUUGUCACUGCUUUCUUCUGGAGUACUCCGUUUUCACUGUCACUCCAUGUGUACCUUAUAAAUUAUAAGUCGGUGUACGUUUGCUGAACUUUAUUACGAAUGUAGUAAAUAUCUGCACGCCGGCUUUUUUUACCACAAAAAGCGAGCGAGCGUGAGAGAUUUCUCUAAUAAACCAAGCGAGUUGGGUCUGUCGCGCGACCACCAAUCCCGCGAUAAUUAGGCCGCAUUAAUACUCGGCGCGAGUGUUAGUGCGGCUGGAGGCUGAUAUAUUGCCAUUUAUUUUGUACUAAGUACAUAUAUUACUGUACAGUCGUUUCGUGCGUGCGGGAGCAAUUGUCCAUUCUCGCCACCAUUAAAAUCAGCUUACGCAGCACCAGCAACAGCCAUUCCUUACAAUUAAGAUUAUACAAUUAUACAAACGCGGUGCGGUGGAGAGAUUAUAAUGACAGACAAGAUCUUGCGCUCUUGUAUGGGGUGUUUUUUUAUUUUCUUUUAAAAAAAAAAAGCGCUCUCGUUUUGUCAUUAGGCAAUGCCUAAUGUAGACGGGGGGCACAAGGUGAAAUAAGUUUUAUUUAUAUAUAUAUUUUAAAACGUUCACUGUGUAAUGCCCCUGCAAUUCUGCAUCGCCUUUACCCGCUGAUACACACACACACAGAGAAUAGUUAAUUGUGUUCACGUGCAGGGCCCCUGCAUACUCAUUAAACCGCUUGGGAUUUACUCUUGAAUAGCAAAUGUAGAAUUUAAUUAUAUUUAAAGGCCUCUUCUGCCCCAUUACAAUGGCCCGUUAUUGUUUAUGCGAGUCUCUUAAUGGUUUAGAAAUAGCGCUUACGUAAUUGUGGCUGUCUCUAGCCCCUGACACUCGCGACUUGUUUUAUCCAUUACCGAUAAAGAUGUGUUUUUUUAAGAGAACCACAGAAUUGCUUAUCAUAAAUUAAGUGCUCAUAUGCUGUGCGCUGGGCUUAAUUUAAAUCGGAGGUGUCCGGGGCUGAGCUCCGGAAAAAAACACAUUUACUCCGCACCCGAUAUCACCGUUUGGGAGGUCCUGGAAAAUAUUCCAAGAGAAAUGAGGCCCUGGCCAUGUGUAUGGGGAAUGGAAAAAAAGCGUGAGGGCCAUGUUUUGAAAAUGAGACACCAGAGUGUGCAAAAAUUCUCGAACAUUACGGUUGCUGUGGUCCUAGUGUACUGCCCUAUUGUCAAUCGAGGGCCUCCCGCAUGUGGUUACAAGUCGUGGUUGGUUUAUUUGACCAUACUUCACCACGCUGGUCCAGUUCGAGUUGGUGGUCGCACAUCCAAACGCGCUCGACUCAACUCUGCUUAGCGGUGCCCACGAUCCAACGACAUUGGGAGCGCAAUUCGGGUGAUUUGGAGCGGAUUAUUGUCAUGAAAAUGCGUUUUUAAAAAAAUAUCCACAAAAUCGGUCAGUGUUGCUAUAAACUAAUGCACGCCACUUGUACGGUGCAAUGUGCAACAACCUCGAGAUACGGCAAUCCAGAGCAGUACUUUGUAAAACUGUACAUUGAUAACACACACACCAUGGACAUAUUAAACAUUUGGGUGUGCAUAAAGACGUGUCGCCUUCACAGCCUGUGGGGCAAGUGCUGUUAGCGAGCGAAUAGAUAAAUAUUUGAAGGCCGGCACGCACAACGAGGGGGUGGGUGGCCAGCACCACGCCCGGCCGCCUUACACACGCACAUACGCCUUAUUCACACACACACACACGCCGGUUAAUGCUGUGUUAAUGGCUGUGAGUCACGUGUACUUCAGAGCCGACGCUACGUUUGUCUGCACUACAAUAUUGUAAAAAGCUUUCGUAAUUAUUCAUACGGUGCCAAUGUUUCUGAACUGAAAUCGUCGUUACUUGUUACUGUACAACAACCAUGUUUUUACAAAAUAAACAGGGCUAAAAUAUGCACUUCUCAUUUCGUGUUUUGCCAAAACGUUAUUUCUCAGGAUUGUUUUCAAUAGAAUGAGAAUUUACAUUUUUACACCUACCACGCUGUCUUUCCUUGUUUACCAAUUUACUUUAAAUAUAAAUGUAUUUCUGCCCCGCUGCACUCACCCGAUGACUGUUAAACAAAUCCCAGGUGAUACGCUAAGCAAUUAACACUUCGUUAAUAGAUCCGAUUCAAAUUAAGAUCUCGCUGUGCGCACGUGCUCCACGCGACUGCAGACAGCGUUAAAUGCUUUGCGUGUCACGUGGGACGUGUUUAACAAUCAUCAGGUGCGUGAAGCGUGACAAGAACUUAAUUUGUAUUACAAUGGGGAGUAAAUUGGUCAACGCGGAAAGACAAGGCAGCUCUCGGUGGGUCGCGCCGACUCGAGUUUUAGAAAGUCUUAACGCGUGCGAUUAAGAUGCAUCUUAAAAUGGUUCCGUCUGUUCAAACUUUAAAUCUUUCCGGAUUAUUAUGAGUAGGAACUUCUUGACAGGUCUAAAGGAAGCAGUGAGGCAUUUUUGGGUUCAGAAAAAACUAAUUACAUUAAACAUACACCACGGGUUUUAUAUCCUGUAUAUCCUGUACCCCACCCCAUUAUACAUUUCAACUUAUGUGACCCAGAUGUUCUUGUAUGUAAUACCAAACAACACAUGCAACACAUUGGGGGAGGGGGCGGGGAAACGUAUCCAAACGCAUUAUUUUUUUUCACACCGUCUGCAGCCACAGUAGCAUUCAUUCUAUGAAAUCACUUGUCAAAAACACACCAUUUCUAUACUCUUUGGUUGUUUCGGUAAAGUCACGUGGGUAUAAAAUAAAAUAAGGUGGGAAAGCACCUGAUGAUGAUUGCUUGUGUUGCGCCCGAAACGCCGUGAUUUAUUUAAUUUGAUACCUACCGUGACUUUACCGAAAUAACCAAAGAGUAUGGAUUCCUGCAGUCACGAAAGCUUCAAAUCAACAUCAUGUCGACCAUAUAUGUUUGUUGUUCAAACCCGCCCAGAGUAACAUGCGAAUCUUUACAAGUUUUACACCGGCGGGCAAAACAACAACAAAAACCUAUCCAGCGGCGUGGACACUUUAAUUUUGAAAGUUGUUCUUUAAUAAGACGACAACAAUGAACAGCGAAACAAAAACACAAAUACACAGGAACCCCCUUGCAAACGGGCUCAAGAGAUGAGCGCUGGCCAUGCAACCGCCGUGACGCGCUUCAAUAAAUAGGAGUUGUUUGGAUGGUGGUGGUGGUGGGAGGGGGCGGCGAGUUCCUCUGUGACGUGGAGCAAGCAACAGCGAUUUACUCACAACCCACCCGUGCCCGAGAGACACGCGCGCACACGGACGCCGACGAGACGACGACGAGGAGGAGGAGGAGACACCGUCGCGAGACUGGGCGCUAGCGAACCAUUCCGAGCAUCAUGCGGCGCCUUCGGUGGACGCGCCGCCGACGCACAGCGGCGCGAACUCAGCGGCUCAAGGCGCGGGCGACGACGGCCGACGGACAGAGCCAUGCGCGCCAACUUGUAACGCGAACAGAGAAACCCCCACCGUGGAGUGUUCCUGCGGAUCUGAAAAACCUGCGGGGUUAAACCGGUGGAUCGACUUCCGUUGGUGCGGCGCAGCACGGCACAUUUACGGUCGCACCUCGGGGCUUUGUGCCGUGCACAUCAUAACUCAGUAGUUUUAACGGAUAUGCUCGAACGUCUACUUCCUUUUGUCCACGUAAAGGAAGGAAAACAAACAACUUAAAUCAUUUAAGACAAACUAGACAUUUGAAAAUGCAAAAGUGAUAUUUUGCGUUUCUUUAUAUUCCCAAGGGACUCAGAAGAACAUUCACAAUACUGCAAACAACAUUUUAGUCACAAGCCCACAGAAUGCAGUGAGAAUUGUAAGGUUUUUUUUCGUUAAGUAACUUAAACAUACGCAAAUAUUGAUAUAGAAAAAAAAAAACUUCGUGAAAAUCCAUUUCUCUGCAAUAACCUUGUUCACAUGCACAUUUUGACGUUACAUUGCAGCGUCUACGUUUUCCAUUUGACCUGUCAGGAUACUUUUGCUUGACUCUAUGAGCCACAGGCAUUUUACUGCACAUCACGAAGACUGAAAGAAACUUUAGUACGAGAAAUCUACAGUGAACUUGACAAAGAAAAAGCAUACACAACACAAAUGUGAACACAAACUCACAAGAGCACGCACGCACACAAGCACCACCUACUCUCCUCGGGACAAUUAUCUGUACUCCAACUACAUCAAAUUUAUGUUUUGACUUGUUUGGUCGUGUGGUUACGGUGAAUGAACGGAGAGCAUGGACAGAGUGCAGAUGCUUCUAAAAUGAGGCUGUUUAAGAAACACUCGUGCUCUGUAGAGUUUCUGGUUUUGGUCAAGAGGCACUUUCUUUCAUUUAAACUUUCACAAAACAGUAGAGAGCUUCUCUCUGUGUUGACCAGCAGGGUUUUGCUUUGAUUUCAAAAGCAAUUUAGGAAAAUCUCAACAACAACAACAAAAGUGCUCGUCGAUAAAAAAGCACACUUGUUAUGUUAUGAAAAUAUCACUGCAUGGCCUGGUUCAUAAAUACAAUCGUCGUGUACCACCAAAACACACACACGUUAGUUUUGUAUAAGACCAAAUUCAUGGGGUUGGUGGUGUGCAGGGGUGGAUGUGUAGCAGAGGGGGGGGGGUGUAGUGGUUUUUAGUUUUAGGGGCACAGUGGAAGGAGAGUUUUGUUCCUUUUCAUUUACUUCCACCCCCCACCCCCCAGAAAAAAAGCAGAGUUUUCUAGUGCACAGAAAGGAAUAUAAUUGGUGUGGCCCCAGUGUCCUGAAUGCUAACAGGGCAGCCUUUGAGGCCUCCCUUCAUUCCAAUGGCAGGAGCAUGGCUGUUAAUGGGUGGAAUCAGAGGGCCCUUCACCUCUCCCCCAUCUUGAUGACAACAAAGAUGGAGCCACAAUGCCCGUGGAACCACACCCACCCCAGCCACAUCGCGGUGCCCAGAAAACGGGGUUCCUUUUUUUCUUUCCCACAAUUCCGCGCACAGUACUUGGAUGCCUAAUUAGGACUGUGAAUCUGGUGACAAAAUAGCUAAAGGGAAAAUAUAUGGAUUUAUGGUGAUAACAUUGCGAUAAAAUGGUCAAAGUGCAGCGAGCUACGUACGAACGUGCCAGGUCAAGCAGCUCGUAAAUAAAUGUCUGAUUAAUAUGGAUGGAGAUUUACCUUCCACUGAAAAAAAAAAAUCAAAUAGCUGGAAAAAGUAUAUGUAAAUAAAAGGAGACAGACAGACAUAAUAGACACUGGUAAAAAAAAAACCCCGAGAGAGAUGCAGGGAUAGGAGACAGCCAGGGUUGUGAGAG
Petromyzon marinus (sea lamprey) is the source of this 7652-nucleotide messenger RNA. RefSeq lists its product as uncharacterized. Lineage: Eukaryota; Metazoa; Chordata; Hyperoartia; Petromyzontiformes; Petromyzontidae. The record is from RefSeq and is a predicted model, not a curated record.